Molecule: messenger RNA, 1158 nt
Organism: Knipowitschia caucasica
Lineage: Eukaryota; Metazoa; Chordata; Actinopteri; Gobiiformes; Gobiidae
Source: the annotation of a GenBank genome assembly
AUGAGCCCACCCCGAGGAGACAUGGGGCCACUACAGUGCAUUGGACUGGCUGCUCUCAUCCUCUGCACAGAGGAGGAGGAGGUGGAGGAGGAGGAGGAGGUGGAGGUGGAGGAGGAGGAGGUGGAGGAUGAGGAGGAGGUGGAGGAGGAGGAGGAGGUGGAAGAGGAGGAGGAAGAGGAGGUGGAUAUGGAGGAGGAGGAAGAGGUGGAGGAGGAGGAAGAGGAGGUGGAGGAGGAGGAGGAGGUGGAGGAGGAGGAGGUGAAGGUGGAGGAGGAUGAGGAGGAGGUGGAGGAGGAUGAGGAGGAGGUGGAGGUGGAGGAGGAUGAGGAUGAGGAGGAAGAGGAGGUGGAAGAGGAGGAGGUGGAAGAGGAGGAGGUGGAAGAGGAGGAGGAGGUGGAGGAGGAGGAAGAGGAGGUGGAGGAGGAGGAGGUGGAGGUGGAGGAGGAGGAGGUGGAGGAGGAUGAGGAGGAAGAGGAGGUGGAAGAGGAGGAGGUGGAAGAGGAGGAGGAGGUGGAGGAGGAGGAGGAGGAGGAGGAAGAGGAGGUGGAGGAGGAGGAGGAGGUGGAGGAGGAUGAGGAGGAGGUGGAGGAGGAGGAAGAGGAGGUGGAGGAGGAGGUGGAGGAGGAGGAGGAGGUGGAGGAGGAUGAGGAGGAGGUGGAGGAGGUGGAGGAGGUGGUGGAGGAGGAGGAGGAGGAGGAGGUGGAGGAGGAUGAGGAGGAGGUGGAGGAGGAUGAGGAGGAGGAGGAGGAGGAAGACGAGGAGGAGGAGGAAGAGGAGGAGGAUGAGGAGGUGGAGGAGGAAGAGGAGGUGGAGGAGGAGGAGGAGGAGGUGGAGGAGGUGGAAGAGGAGGAGGUGGAGGAGGAGGAAGAGGAGGAGGAGGAGGUGGAGGAGGAGGAGGAAGAGGUGGAGGAGGAGGAGGUGGAGGAGGAAGAGGUGGAGGAGGAGGAAGAGGUGGAGGAGGAAGUGGAGGAGGAUGAGGAGGAAGAGGAGGAGGAGGAGGUGGAGGAGGAAGAGGUGGAGGAGGAGGAAGAGGUGGAGGAGGAAGUGGAGGAGGUGGAGGAGGAGCUCAUCUGCUCUGAGAGUUUGGGAGAGACGUCUGUGGUGUGUUGUGUAGAGGUUUGUGGUGUGUUGUGUAGAGGUUUGUGGUGUGUUGUGUAG